UCUCGUUAUUAUUUUUCACUAAGAUACGGUCGGACGUGACGACAUGAACAACUACAUCAGCCAAUACUACAGUGAAGCCAGUCAAGACGCUGCAGCUCUUGGUUCAGGAAGUCGCAACAUCACCAUGGCAUCCAUUGAUAUUCACCUUCCUACCAGCACAAAUCCACCUCAGUCAAACCGAGUGUUGGCUGUGGAGAAGCUGGGCGGUGGUGCGGUGGAGUCCUCCGGCAGCAUUCUGCUGUCGCGGGGCAGUGUCACAGCACGGCCUCACGGCCUGAGCAGCCACAUCCCUGUUUCACCAGUGACAGACUGCAGCUGCAGCAGCAGCAGCAGCUGCAGCAGCAGCACAGCUCAGGAACUGAGUCUGAGAUACAGCUCUCCCCACUGCUGCCCUCCUUCACUCUCAGGCCAAGACCCCAGGGACCCCGGUGGGGUCAUGCAGGAGCUGCUCUCCCUCUCCGAGGGCUCCUGCCUUGCACAAAAAGGCCUGGCCGUCGACCCUGUCAACGUAAAGCUUCCCAGUCCUACAGGCUCAGCAAAGACCAGCCCUGAGCUGGACCACAGACUAAACAUCUUCAACCACAGGAACCAGGAGGAGAGGCGUGGCCAAGGCAGCGGUUGUGUGCUGUUGCAGACUAAGCCUCUGAUCCAUCUGCAGGGCGGCGACACCGAGCCAUCUCUGGAGGAGAAGUUCCGGCUCCUGGGUCCAGCUGAUACAGCUCUGGGACACAUGGAUACAUAAAGAUUCAUGAAUUAAUUCACAUAAACAGGGAGGGUUUUUUUUUAAACUGCCACUGAAAGUUUGAACAAGAUGAAAGGGACCACAUUUAAUAUGUCCAAAUGUUUCCAGUCCAGAUCUAGUUUGGGCCUUUGUUUUAGCCAGUACAGAUGGUCCUCAGUUCAUAUUAAUCUAGUCUCAGCGUUCUGUUCUCCUAAUGUUCCGCACUAAUGGAUUUCUAAAGGCGUGAUUCCCUGAAAUAGCACAACAAGACAAUAACGUCCCAGAAAGAGUUACAAUUUUCUUUGUGGACAUAUUGUCAUCAGGAAUUCAGACUUUGAAUAAAUGCACUGAACUUUACACGUAUUUAAACCAGCAGGUGGCGGUCAAGCCUACACACUGAACACUAAUGUAAAUGCUUAAAAAACACAAACAGCCACCAUGCCAUUAUCUACAGCUACAGUGAGGGUUGGUUUUUUUUUUUUUCUUAUUUUGUUUCCUUUCAUUAACAUCAUGAACUUUCACUUCAUCCAGCAGCCACAGGGUAACUACAGUCUUCAAGGCUUUUUUCUUUUUCUCCUUUGUUCAUUUCUUUAACGUCAUGAGACAUAAAUAUUUUAAAGGAGAGGUUUUUGUGUUCGUGUGAAAAGUUAAACAUCGUGAUUCUUCAAACAAACCCGACCGGUGAGCUUGAAGCAUGAACCUUUAAAAGAUACUACGUGCCAUCAAAGGUGAGCUAAAUCUUUGCACUUUAAUGUUUACAAUGUUGACACUUUUUUGCAAACUUGACGAGGAGGAAACAAAUCAUUGCCAAAAGCAGACGUUGUCAUUUGAGUAAAAACAGCGAAAAUAAAAGUGAGUAUUUCUCUAACUGCUUCUUGUUUUCUUGUUUAUUUUAACGUCUUUAAAUUUGGAUAUUUAUAUCGUAUCAUCGAGGAGCGUUUGGAUUCACAGACUCAUCUGUUUGCACAAGAGAUUAAAAACAGUGAAUUAUUUAAGUUCAUCAACAGAUCGUUUACUGUUUUUGCUAAUUAAUCUAGUCACUGCAACUGCCGUGUGAAGACGACCCAUAAUUACCUGCUCAUAUAAUUAAUUCAUUUUUUGUUUUGUUUGGCAAACAUUUGUAGAUGUUUUAAUUCUUAAUAACUUUGUAGACCUCCAGGGAAAAUCACACAACAAACUAACACCAGCAGUGGCAGCUGUACAGUUAACAAAUAACGCAAAGAUUAGAUUAAGGUAUAGAAUUAACAUAAAGUUAAAAACUGGAAAUAAAUUUGACAAAUAUCCUGGUGGACAUUCUCAGUCAUCGAACUAAAUCAAAGAAGUUUUAAAGA
Molecule: messenger RNA, 2052 nt
Organism: Cynoglossus semilaevis (tongue sole)
Lineage: Eukaryota; Metazoa; Chordata; Actinopteri; Pleuronectiformes; Cynoglossidae
Product: transmembrane protein 266-like
Exons: 2
Coding region: 44-742 (232 amino acids)
Cellular component (GO): plasma membrane; dendrite
Molecular function (GO): voltage-gated channel activity
Source: RefSeq, a predicted model, not a curated record